CUUCACAUGGCAGUCGCGAUGGACGUCAAUGGCAUCGCACCUUCCCUUCCAAUGUGCAGAUUUAUAGAACGAUGACAGUACUAGCUCGCCAUCUCCGCUCAAGAUGGCUGCCACGCAAUGCGCCAAUAUGUGCAAAUCCCCAGGGUAUAUAUGCUCUCUCUCUACAUUACUUGCGCCGGGAGCUGCACGGCUUUCAUAGGACCCCUCAACUUCGAGAAAAGGCCGAAAAUCCAAGCAGCGAUCCUAGGAUAAAUGAUUUGGAAAGGGCUAUUGAAGAUGAUUUUGCGACUAUUAGAGAGAAAUAUGCUACGCCGAAAUACCCAAUCGUGCUCGCCCAUGGCCUUAUGGGCUUCGAUAAGCUCAAAUUCGCCGGCGAUUUCAUCCCCGGUGUCGAAUACUGGCGCGGAAUUGUAGAAGCACUGGAAGCCAACGGCGUCGAGGUUAUAACCGCCUCGGUCCCUCCAUCUGCCAGCAUUGAAGAGCGCGCUCUCAAGCUCGGCCAGGAUAUUGCGCAGAAGGCAAAUGGGAGGAGUGUCAAUAUUAUUGCUCAUAGCAUGGGAGGUCUGGAUGCGCGGUAUAUGAUCUCGCGCCUCAAGCCGGAGAAUGUUGAGGUACUUUCCUUGACGACGGUUGCGACGCCACAUCGCGGGUCUGCCUUUGCGGACUUCAUGUUUGAGGAGAUAGGCCCGAAGAACCUACCGACGCUGUACAAGAUAUUCGAGGGCGUGGGACUAGGAACAGGGGCAUUCAGUCAACUAACAAGGAAAUUCAUGAUCGAGGAGUUCAAUCCCAAGACGCCUGACAAGCCUGGCGUACAGUACUUCUCCUACGGCGCGGACGUGCACCCUGGUUUCUGGAGCGCGUUUAAGCAACCGCAUAAGGUUGUGGAGAAGCUGGAGGGUCCGAAUGAUGGGCUGGUGAGUGUGGGGAGCAGCAAAUGGGGCACGUAUAAGGGGACGUUGGUGGAUGUCAGCCACUUGGACCUGAUCAAUUGGAGCGCCAUCAGGGUGUUCAUGAGUAAGAUCAAUGGGGGGAAGAGGAGGUUCAACGCUAUUGCGUUCUAUCUUGACAUUGCUGACAUGCUGGCCAAGGAAGGCUUGUGAUGAGCGGCUGUGGUCUGAAACUUUGUCACGUUUUUACGCGUGGCAAGGCAGAUUUAUUGGGAUUUGGGGUGUGAAGCAUCACUUUAGGUUAGAAAGAAGCGGUGCAUAUCGCCCACUACAGUAUGGCGGUAUACUGCGGCAUCUGGAUGAGGGGGAAACACAGAAGCCCAGGCCUCUCUCUCCUGUACAAUUAGUUCCAUACGCGCUGGUGGUUGAGGCGCAGUUUGGAUUAGAAAUAGAUACCCAGGCA
Pseudogymnoascus verrucosus is the source of this 1353-nucleotide messenger RNA. RefSeq lists its product as uncharacterized. Bases 72 to 1103 code for a protein of 343 amino acids. Gene Ontology annotation, molecular function: triacylglycerol lipase activity. NCBI's taxonomy places the organism in Eukaryota, Fungi, Ascomycota, Leotiomycetes, Thelebolales, Thelebolaceae. The record is from RefSeq and is a predicted model, not a curated record. The transcript has 2 exons.